AUGGAUCCCAACCAAAACACCCCUCCAAACUACAGAAAUUGCAAACCCGAUAACGCUUUUGUGUUAGAUACGACACCUCGCCAAUUUCCGGCUAUGGAGUCACCUCAAGGCGGUUUUAUCAAUCUACUUCAAAGUGGUUCCCCUAUCCAACAAACACCACUUUUCCAACAACAAUAUCAACCUUUUCCGGCUUUCCAACAACAACAAAUCUCACAACCACCACUUUCGCCGGAUUUUGUUCCGGAAACGCAACCUUCACCACCACCUCAACCAAAAAAGAAAAAAGGACAAAAACCGGCCCGACCCACUACCGCCCAAGAAAGGGUCCCAUGGACAAAAGAAGAAGAAGAAAAGUUAGCGGAGGCAUGGGUGGUGGCUUCCAAAGAUCCAAUUAUAAGAGAUAGCCAGCCUUACGGAAGUUUUUGGGAAAAAGUCCGAGCCAUUUUUUACGAGUUAAUGGAAAGUGAAACUCGAAAUGCCGAUCAAAUUACGUCGAAAUGGCGAGAUAUUCGACUAAAAUGCACCGAGUUUGGAGGAAUCUACAACAACCUCCUAAACAUACGCAAAAGCGGCUCGAACGAUUUUGAUGUUUUCAAGGCGGCCAUGGACCAAUUUGAAAAAACAACGCCAACACGCAAAGCUUUUCCGUAUAUGAAACCGUGGCUAAAAUUGAAAGACGCCCCAAAAUGGAAAGAGCAAACGGAAGGAACUUCCCGAUCUUCCGGUUCAAAGCGUUCAAGAAACCCCGAUGGAACUUCUUAA
Lactuca sativa (garden lettuce) is the source of this 762-nucleotide messenger RNA. NCBI's taxonomy places the organism in Eukaryota, Viridiplantae, Streptophyta, Magnoliopsida, Asterales, Asteraceae. The record is from RefSeq and is a predicted model, not a curated record.